CUGACGUCGACUCUUUGAGUCGCUGCGAUUCCGGCUGGGUGAUAUGGCUGCUCAGAAGAUCAACGAGGGCUUGGAGCACAUCGCUAAAGCAGAGAAAUACUUGAAAACUGGAUUAUUAAAAUGGAAACCAGACUAUGACAGUGCAGCUACAGAAUAUUCAAAGGCAGCUGUUGCUUUUAAAAAUGCCAAACAAUUUGAACAAGCAAAAGAAGCAUAUUAUAAAGAAGCUCUAUCCCAUGAAAAUAAUAAAGCUUUCUUCCAUGCUGCAAAGGCUUAUGAACAAGCGGGUAUGAUGUUAAAGGAGAUGCAAAAACAUCACGAUGCAGUGGAACUGAUUCAGAAAGCCAGCAUGAUGUACCUGGAGAAUGGAACACCUGACACAGCGGCUAUCGCACUCGAUCGGGCUGGGAAGGUAAUAGAAAAUAUACAUCCAGACAAAGCUAUACAGCUAUAUCAGCAGACGGCUUCAGUAUUUGAAAAUGAAGAACGUUUACGGCAAGCAGUUGAAAUGUAUGGCAAGGCUUCGAGGCUUUUAGUCAGAGGCCGUAGACUAGAUGAGGCUGCUUCCUCUCUUCAAAAGGAAAAGAGCAUUUAUAAAGAUAUUGAAAACUAUCCAACGUGUUACAAAAAAACUAUUGCCCAGGUUUUAGUACAUCUUCAUAGAAAUGACUAUGUUGCUGCAGAAAAAUGUGUCAGGGAGAGCUAUAGCAUACCAGGCUUCACAGAAAGUGAAGACUAUGCAGCCCUGGAACAGCUCCUAGAAGGGUAUGAUCAACAAGACCAGGACCAAGUAUCAGAUGUGUGCAAUUCUCCACUCUUUAAGUAUAUGGACAAUGAUUAUGCAAAGCUUGGCCUUUCGCUGACUGUCCCAGGAGGGGGUAUAAAGAAGAAAUCCCCAGUUACUCCACAAAAUAAAGGAGGUGGACCAGCUGUAUCAGCUUCUCAUGGAAAUGAGGAAGAUGAUGAAUAUGCAGGUGGAUUGUGCUAAUUCUGAUUCUGUUCUCAAAUACUAUAUUAGCUGUUUGCCCAGUGAACAAAUUCCAGGGCCAAUUAAAAUGACAUCAUUGCAAUCAUGAAAUUGGAAAGACAAUAAUGUCAACUUUGGGAUAUUUGUAUAAAAAGCAUGACUAUGCACCUUGAAGUAUUUCUGGAUUACAAUCAUAAACCAUAAUUCUUUACAGUGUGUUGAUUUUAAUGGAAUACUUGAGUACUGCAAUCCCUCCCUCCCAAAGGGAGAGAGUUUGGAAGGCAAUAUUUGUUUUGGAUUUUUCUUUCUAAAUAUCUGUUAUUUAGGGAAUCUGUUUCAUGGCUCAGUAUCAACAGUCCUGCUAUUCGUACUAUUUCUGUUUUUGAAUAAUACCUUUAAAUUAUUUCAAAACACCUAAAACCAUCAUAGAUAUAAGAAAUGUGUGGAUUUAAUGCACACAAAUAAUGUGAAAUGGUUUGUACUUUAUGUACUUUGUAGAUAAACCAAAAAAGAAAUCCAGCUAAAAAAAGGUAUACAGUCUUCUGUUUGGAAUCUCAGUGGGCUAGAACCAUUUGGCAUUUGUAUGCUUUCCUGAAUAUUCUUUGGUAUAGCAGAGCUCAGAUUUUCAGCCUUUGUACAAUGAGACUUUGCUGAAACAUCCAGGAAAAUAACUUGAAUUUUCAUAGAAAUCUGUACAUUAUUUCUUGCUACCUGCCACUAAACUUGACAGUUCUUCUAUUUAAGGGAAUUUAAGCAAAUUUCAAGUAGAUUGUAGAUAGCUAUAAUAAUUGUCCACAAUAGCGUAUUAUGUGACAAAGGAGAGAUAACAGAUGCUCCUCUCUGUUUGUUCAGAAAAAGCUGUAGGUUUUUAAUUCCCUGCAUUCAGGAAUCAGAGAGAGAUUUCAAGAAAUAGAGUGUAAGAAUGUUGAAUCUAGGGCCAAAUUAAAGGCUCGGUGUAUUGAAAAUUCUGGACAUAUAACAUGGAAUGGCUGGCAGUGAAAAUAAUGUUUUAAUUCUAGAUUUAAUUAUGCUUUCAAGAUUGGAAUUUGUGACAGUGGAUGUAGUUUAAUACAUUCAAUGUCUAGCCUUGAAUAUUUGACCUACUGAUCUAUAUUGUAACAGAUUAAAAAGUAAUGGAUUUACUGUUUCCUUUGUGAAAUGUAAAUACUCUGCUUUCCAGAUAAUUAGUGCUUUGUUUUCCAAGGCAUUGUACACACUUCUUUUAAUCAGAUCAAAAAUGUAGCAAAGAAGAAAAUUUUGGAAGUAAAUGCCAGCUUUUAGAGAGCAACUGAAUUGAACAGUUGGUUUGCAUGAAUAUGCUAAAAUGUAAUUCAGUGUUACAUAAAAGUAACUGCAUUCAAAGUGACUUGUAUGUAUAUCCGGAUGCUGUAUAAAAUGAUUUUUUGCAAUGUGAACCUUGUACUUAAUUGUAAAUGUGCCCAGCUUAUCAGUAAAUGCAAUGGAGUAUGAAAGUUGUCAUAAUUGCCCUGCUGCUCUAGCCUAAGACACUCUGUAGUUCAUCCAUACAAAAUAAAAAUGAUAA
Molecule: messenger RNA, 2510 nt
Organism: Python bivittatus (Burmese python)
Lineage: Eukaryota; Metazoa; Chordata; Lepidosauria; Squamata; Pythonidae
Gene: NAPG
Product: NSF attachment protein gamma
Biological process (GO): intracellular protein transport
Cellular component (GO): SNARE complex; vacuolar membrane
Molecular function (GO): syntaxin binding; soluble NSF attachment protein activity
Source: RefSeq, a predicted model, not a curated record